Molecule: messenger RNA, 8009 nt
Organism: Rhincodon typus (whale shark)
Lineage: Eukaryota; Metazoa; Chordata; Chondrichthyes; Orectolobiformes; Rhincodontidae
Gene: flt3
Product: fms related receptor tyrosine kinase 3
Exons: 25
Coding region: 8-3115 (1035 amino acids)
Biological process (GO): positive regulation of kinase activity; cytokine-mediated signaling pathway; multicellular organism development
Cellular component (GO): signaling receptor complex
Molecular function (GO): transmembrane receptor protein tyrosine kinase activity; ATP binding
Source: RefSeq, a predicted model, not a curated record
AACCACAAUGUUGGAAUUCAUGUUUGAAACAGCAAGCAGGCUCUUUUUCCUGGUUCUGAUAAUAAAUGCAGCACUCCUUGUGGUUUCUGAAAAAGAAGUCAACAAAGGAUUUUUUCAAUCCAAAUAUGUUUUAAUCUAUCGUACCAAUAUGGAUCAUCUGGAAUCAUCACACAUAACAAACGAGAUCGCUCCCAUGGAUAAAAAUCAUAGUCAAAAUCAUUUCUGUUUGAAUACCAACACUUCAGCAAGGAGACAAUUAUUGAUGUACGAAGCCAGUGAUUUUCAGGUUAAUGUCAGCAAAAUUGAAGUUAAUGUUUUGGACUCUAUAACACUGAAAGUGAUCAUGAAUGUUUCUGGGAAUAUAUCUUGCCACUGGAACUUUAUGAACAUCAUAACUCAGUGUAAUGUGAAUUAUUGCACCCCACACAGUCCAAUCAUUACUUUCACAAUUUCUCAAGUCACUGAACGGCAUGCAGGAAUAUACAAUCUCACUAUUGAAGGCACAGACACAAUUAGCUUUCCAAUUUUUGUUAGAGCAAAACCCAGAAAACCAAAAAUUACAAUGGAGAAAGAGGGAGAUGUGACUACAUUGGAAUGCACAGCAGAAAGUUACCCAGCUUCUACACUUACUUGGAGUUCCAGUUCUACAAGCUCUUCAGAACUGCCAGGCGUAAGUCAUAAUAAAUCCAUUGAAAGCUUUGGAGUGACAAGAAUUAAGAAAAAGAUUUCCAUAAGCAAGUGCAUUCAUGAUAACAUAUCUUGCUGUGCAAGCAAUAUUCAUGGAACAGAGUGUUCAAGUCUUUACACUCAAGAUCUUGAUAGAUCAGAAAGAGAAAGCUCAGGUUUGAAUAUUUUUCUGAAAGUUGGUGAUCCAUUUCUGCUGCGAUGUAUUGCUUCGUAUGAAACGUACAAAUUCAGAAUAGGUUGGACUAAGAACACAAAAGCAGGAGAUACCACAGAGGUCCUGGAAGUUGAAGAAUCAUUUCUAUUAAGCAGGUACACAAGGAUCAUAUUCCUGUUUAUUACUUCAGUACAUUUGGAAAAUAGCGGAUUAUAUACAUGUACUUCUACAAAACAUUCAAACAAAACAGUCAAAUUAACAGUCAUUGAGAAAGGAUUUAUAAAUUCGUCAAUAACAAACAAUGUUCAUACUAUUGGUGAAACAGAGAACUUUUGCUUUGAAGCUAAACUGAAGGCGUACCCACCUGUAAGAUGCCAGUGGUAUUUCUCGCAAAAAGCAUUCUCCUGUUUACUUAAAAAAGUGUCGGGAAACAGUUAUUCUGCGUCAUUUUGUGAUCAUGGUCAUAAACCAGGAAUCUAUGAAUUUUUUGCAGAAAAUGAGGAAGCAGAAUUUCAGACAUUUUUUACUUUAUAUGUAAAAAAGAAACCAUCUCUAGAACUUUCAUCAGGAAAAGAUAAUAUUUUCUGCAACUCCACAAGCUAUCCAUUAGCCACAGUGAGUUGGAAAAAGUGCAAUGAAAAAUCCUGCGCUGGAAGUGAAAAUAUAACUGAGGGCAUUCAGACCGAGGUGUCAGAUGGAAAAACGUUUGGUUCCAAAAGUAUACUGAGUGUAAUGGAUGCAACGGUCAUGACGGGUGGGUUUUCAGUAGAGUGCUGUGCAGAGAAUGCUGUAGGCUCAAUCUGCAAAAGAAGCUAUCUUCCAGAGCAAGAUAAAAUGCAGUUUUCAAAGACUAUUUUCUACAUGACAAUUGGAAUUUUUGGUCUGGUUACAAUCCUGUUUUUCGCUUUCAUAUUCCCUAAAUGUCAAAAGCAACCUGGUUAUGAACAGCAGCUCCUCAUGAUACAAGUUAUUGGAUCCUCUGAGAAUGAUUAUGUUUAUGUUGAUUUUACCCACACUGAUUAUGAUCCAAAGUGGGAAUUUCCUCGCGAAAACUUGGAACUGGGGAAUGUACUUGGCUCUGGUGCGUUUGGAAAAGUCAUGGAAGCCAUGGCAUAUGGAAUCAAUAAAGCAGAUGUCCCUGUCCAGGUGGCUGUGAAGAUGUUGAAGGAAAAAUAUGAGCCUUCUGAAAAAGAUGCCUUGAUGUCUGAACUGAAAAUGAUGAUUCACAUGGGGCGCCAUGAAAACAUUGUGAACCUCUUAGGAGCUUGUACUAUUUCUGGUCCAGUAUACCUAAUCUUUGAGUAUUGUUGCUAUGGAGACCUUCUUAACUAUUUAAGAAAUAACCGGGAGAAAUUUCAUAAGACAUUGACUGAUGUAUUUGCACAUAACAACUUUAGCUUCUAUCAUAAUCUUUACAACGAUCAACAAUUCAGCUACAAAGCUGGAAAUUUUGUGCAAAAUCAAUCUUAUGUACCAAUGAAUAGAGAACCUGAUACUGGUAUGUUGUCACAAAGGUGUGAUUGUGAUUUACUAUUCCAUGAGGAUGAACUAACAUGUCCAUUAAAUACAGAAGCUGACUAUCAGAAUGCCAGGAGAUAUGAAGAUGAAGAUUUGCAUGUUCUUACUUUUGAGGAUCUCCUGAGCUUUUCAUAUCAAGUUGCCAAAGGGAUGGAAUUCCUGACUUCACGAAGUUGUAUUCACAGAGAUCUGGCAGCAAGGAAUGUGUUAGUUACCCAUGGGAAAGUAGCAAAAAUAUGUGAUUUUGGAUUGGCCAGGGACAUCAUGCAAGAUUCUAACUAUGUCGUCAGAGGCAAUGCACGACUGCCUGUCAAGUGGAUGGCACCUGAAAGCUUAUUUGAAGGCAGUUACACAAAUCGCAGUGAUGUCUGGUCAUAUGGAAUCUUAUUGUGGGAAAUAUUUUCACUUGGUGUCAAUCCAUAUCCCGGAAUUCAAGUGGAUUCUAACUUCUACAAGUUAAUUAAGAGUGGAUUUAAGAUGGAUCAACCAUUUUAUGCUUCUGAAGAGAUAUACAGCGUGAUACAAUCAUGCUGGGCUCUUGAUCCACGAAAACGACUCUCAUUUUCAGACCUAGUUUCUAUUUUUGAAAAGCAACUUGCGGAUGCUGAAGUAGCUCUUUAUCAUAACUUAAAGGUGUGCAAAUACAGUUCAAACUAUAAAAACCUCCCUAUUAGUUCUAAGGAGCGCACCAGCAUCCAUUCUGCCACAUCAUUACUGAAGGAAAGUACUCCAAAGAAUGAAGAUGUGCAAAUGUAAUUUUUCUGCAGUAUGGACCAUCAAAGAUAGGUGGUUUCACUGGACAUUGGAUGUUUUCUUUUCACCACUAAGCUAAUCAAUGACUGUCUCAGCUGCUAACAUCAAAAAGGUUGCAAUUAUUGAAACAGUUUUACUUUUCUUCUGUGGUAGUUCAGUCGUUUAUGGAAGAUUGGGCUGUCAGAAAUUUGUAUAUCUCUGCUUGUGUUAUAGAGUAUUGAAAAAUGUUAGGUUAAGAACUAUGUAGAAAUUAAGGCAUUUGCAAUUAAACCACAAAAAUUAACAGCUCAAAGGUGAUGAAAGUUACAAUUUAAAAGAGAUGAUGAGCUUACUGUAUGAACUGGAUGAUGUAGCAAACAGCACUGGGAGUACAGAGAUUGUGGCUGUACAGGUCGACAAUGAUGAAACUGCAAUUGAGAUUGGAGGAAGUCCCUGGUCCAGUAUAUUAAGAAUAAUAGCUAACUGUCUAUUAAAUUGUUGUAAAAUCCUAUUUGGUUGACUAAUGUCAUAAGGAAAUCUAUUGUUCUUUCCUGGUCCUGUCUAUAUGCAACUCCAGACCCACAGCAAUUGUGGUCAAGUUUUAACUGUCCUCUGAAGCGGCCUAACAAGGCACUCAAUUACCAACAAGUUGGCUCACCAUCACCUUCUCAAGAACAUUCAUGGAUGGAUAAUUAAAGCUGUAGAUAUUGGUGGUGUUACCCAUAUGCCAUGAAUGAAAAUAAAACAAAAGUACAAUAGGCCCUAUCUAAAGCAGAUAAUACUUAAAAAGAAACUUUAUAAAUAUCUGGUUAGAUUUGGGAUCAAAUCAUCUUAGGAUAGAUAAAAUAGGGAUGAUCAAAUGCUGUGUGAAAUAUCAUGAUCCCUAAGUCACUGAGACAAUGAAAAUCAUUACAAAAGUUUGCACAUUACAAAGAAAUAUCAUUACAGGUCUAUCACUGCUCAAGAUAUGGAAUGUAGAUUUAAGAUAAUUUUAGGGGCCUUUGCUUGAAUUACUGCCGCAAAUAUUUGCAUUUAAAUAGUGCCUUAGUGUAGUUAAAAAGCCCCAAUGUUUCCUGAGAGCAUAAUCUGACAGAAAUUUACAGCAAGCAAAAGAAAGAGACAUUAGAUUACAUAACUAUAAACCUGGUAAAAGAGGUAGGUUUUAAAGAGUGGUUUGAAAGAGGAGACAGGGCUGGAAAGAUGAAGAGGUUUAGCAAGAAAUUCCAGUAUUUAAGGCCCAGAUGGCUGAAGACAUCCCCACAAAUAACAGGAGAAGGAAAGCAGCAGAUACACAAGAGUCGAGAGGCAGAGACAUGCAGCAUUUUCAAAAGGUUUUAGGGAUGGAGAAGGUUAUACAGAUCGUAAAGGCUGGAGAGUGAUUUAAAUGUGAGGAUGACAAUGUAUGUAUUAUCAGAGAACAACUUUUCAUGGUCUUUCUUCACUGAUUAAAUAGAUUGGAGAAAGUGCAGAAUUGAGAAUAGUGGGCGUACGGUAGAAUGGAUUUGGUGAACUGUUCCCUUAUUGGUAAACUGUUCUUAUGUCAUAGUGACAUUUGUUAAAAGUAUUUCGCACUUAACAAUACAAAGUAUCGAAUUUUUAUAAAUGCUAAAAUAUGUUUUUAAGUAAGAAAAUCUAGAAUGUAAAGUUAACUGUCCUACAGGUUCUUGAAUCUGCCUAAUUUAAGAAGUUGCCUAUCCCCUGCUACAUACAACCGCUUAGAGGAUGGAUAGCCAACAAAUUUCAGACAUAUCACAGUGUUGGCUGCACAGUGGGUCAGUAGUUAGCACUGCAACCUCACAGCACUAGGGACCUGAGUUCAGUUUUAGCCUUGGACAACUGUCUGUGUGAUGUUUGCAUGUUUUCCUCCUGUUGGCAUGGGUUUCCUGGGGAAAAAGCUAUUUGUGCAGACUAGGUGGAUGGGCUGUGCUAAAUUGCCCCAUAGUAUGCAGGCUAGGUGGAUUAGCCAUGGGAAAUGCAGGCUUAUAGGGGUAGGUUAGGGGUCUAGGUGGGGUGCUCUUCAGAGAGUCAGUGUAGACUUGAUGCGCCAAAUGGCCUGCUUCCACACUGUAAGGAUUCUAUGACCAUUCAAGUGAAACACUAGAAUGUAGCUAAAGGAAUACCUGUCCUUCAAGCUUUCCCUUCAUCUUUGAAAAGAACUGAUACCUAUUUGGCAUUUUCUUUGACAUGAUUGAAAAUGGAAAAAACUGUAGCAAAUGCAAUUCAAUUUAGGCAGAUGAAUGAUCAUCCAUCACGGACCUAAAAAGGACAGAACAGAGUACUAUCUAAAUGGAGAAAUUUUAGAAAUAGUGUGGCUCUAAAGAGACUUGGAGGUUUAGAUGAGUAAAUCAUCAAAACGUCAUGUUAAGGUAUAGAAAACAAUCAAAAAGCUGUUACAGAGAAUUUCUGAAGAAGGGUCUAGACCCGAAAUGUCAGCUUUCCUGCUCCUCUGCUCCUCCGAUGCUGCUUGGCCUGCUGUGUUCAUCCAGCUCUACGCCUUGUUAAAUGAAAAAGCUGUAUUAGCUUGACAAUUUCAGAAGUUUAUCAGGAUAAAAUUUGGACUGUAAGUGUUGAAUUUCAAGAACAAACUGCAGUGCAGCCCCUGGAAUUUAGCUACCUUUCAGGAGUGAAAUUAGGAAACACUUCUACACACAAAGAUUUAUACAAGUUUGGAAAUCUUCUUCUACAACGACUAUUCAUACCAGAUCAAUUUUUGUCUUAAUUCUGAGAUUGAUGGAUUUUUUUUCAACAAAGGUAUUUUUGGAUAACAGCAUAGGCAGGUAUAUGGAAUUGUUACAGAUCAGACAUCAUCUCAUUAAAUGUUGGCACAGCUUGAGGGAGCUAAAUAACUUAGUCAAUCCAAUGUUCCUAAAAGCUUUAAGAAUUCCUAAAGCUUGUAUGCUAGCAAGCCCUCUGAAAUAUUCCAUUUGUAGAAAACAACAGUCAGAUGAGAACAGUUGAGCUGCAGGGUCAACAGGUUUGUUUAGGUGAUUACACUCAGAGCUGUUGUAAUGCAGUGUUCUUCAAUUUGUGAUCCUGGGAAAGAAUGCUGCCCAUGCUACAGGUUAUCAGAGAUUGUACCAUUGUGUUUGGAAAAGCACAAUGUGGAUGUUUCAAGUCAUUGAUAAUCAAUAUAAAAUGAAUUGAUCAAUUAGGUUUGACAGCUACUUUCCCGGAAUUAAAUUAAUUUUUUAAUGCUUUCUGAUAUUUAGUCUAUCAUUGUCAAACAAAAGUGUCCUUCUGCUAUUCAGUGAGCCAUGGGAGUCGGGGGAGGGGUGUGCGGUGGUGGGGUGGGCAGGUGCUCAGAGUAGUUUUCAUGCUAUUUUCUUAUUUUCCUUGUAAGUAGGAUUGUAGGAUUCAAUUAUUAUCAAAAUGCCCUGUAAGGGGAAUCAAAUGGAUGAAAUAACAAUCUGUCAUACUACAGUGUUAAUAGCUAUAAUCACCAUGCUGCUCUUCCAAAAAGAACUUUGAGUUCUGUUGUGAGAUUGGGAAAAAGCUAUUUGUAUCUCCAAAUAGGCAUUGUAUGGUGCAUCUACUCCACCAUACAGUAUAUCAAUACAUCUAACAUACCUGGUUACAAAUAUUUCAUUGCUGCAACAUAUAUUUCUAUAUUUAUCUAUGUUCUUAAUUUUUGGAUUUAUGCUUCUGCAUUUUUAAAUUCUUAAAGUUCUAUUUAUCUUACUGAUUUGUUUAUUAGUGUAAGUGCUUUGCCAUUCCAGUCAUGUAUGUAGCAUAUAUCACCAUUGAUCAUUCAGCUCAGUUGCAGGGUGAUAUUAUGGCACAGAAAUAAAUGGAACCUAGGUAAACGAAGCUAAAACAUUUUUGGGUUGAAUUUGAAGUGGUCAAAUUAAAAUUAAUUUAAAUCACAUGAACCAUCUGUGCAGCCCAAAUCUUUACCUGGCUUUUACUAAUUUAUUAAUUAUGAAGAACUUUGAAAAAAAUGAAAAUGGAAAAUUGUUACAGAUCAAGUGCCCCUCUGCAAUUCAGAUUAAAACAUGUUGCUGAGCAUCGUGGCAGUUCACUAGAUUGGACCUCGGCCUAUACAUCCGGUUCACUUACAGUAAAAAAGCCACUUUUACGAAGAACAAACAACUAUUGGAUCCAACAUGUUUGACCCUUUUUGAUGGGUCUAAGACCUACCUACUUUCUUUCUCAUCAUAUGCUUCAAUCCCUUUCCAGUGUGUCUUGACUCCUUGUGCACAAUUAAUUUUAACAAUUUUUCCUGAGAGCCUAGUUCUAUUAGUAGUACCCUUAGUAUUAAAGACAUUCUAACUGGUUUCCUCACUGCUAACUUCCUUAUUUUUUAACUUUGUACACCAGUAUAUUUUAACUACAUGGCAGGCUCUUUAAUUUUAGCAAUUUAUGAAGGGAUAGUGCGGUAUGUAAACCAAAUACUGUUCUGCAGAAAAGAGAAAGAAAUUAGAUGUAGAACAAACCUAUGCUGUUUCUGUGCACUUCUUAGCCACAGUCUAUUGAGUGUGUGUAGAACAGAAGUUUAGCUGCUGCUUUAGUUGUGAACAGUGCACAGUACAGCGUAGAUGCUAAAGAAGAAAGAAUGCAUUGUUAGAGUUAUAUCGAGAGAGAUUUUUAUUGCAGUUAAUCUGUGCCAUACUUACUCUUGAAGACCUUUAUGCUGCCAUGACUGCGUGUGUAAUAGGAACAUAAUUACUCAAACAAUCAUUCCUUAGCUGAUGGGUAUUCACGCUCAAAAUAUAACAAGCAUACUUAUUACCAUACAAGAGCUACAAUAAUUAUUAGAUUGCUGCAAUAUUACAUGUAUACUGCUAUUGUAUAACGUGAGUAACAUUUUUUUGACUUUGCAUUUCCAUCUUCUUACACUGUAUGGAUAAUAUUUAUAGGAUUGAAGUGAUAUUAAAAACUACAAAUAUUGCUUGUGUACUUUUUUAUCACAUUUGAAUAA